UUCCCAGUGGACACUAAAUUGUUGUAUUUUACAUUAGAAAAUAUUAUUUUUUUUUGUAUCAAGUAUUUAUAAGUAUUCAUUAAUAAUUUUUUAUUAGUAUCAUACAUUGACAUCCCAUAAUUUAAAUAAAACAAAAAAUUUUGAAAAUUAAAUUUAACUGAAGUUGAAUAGUUUUUAAUUUUAAAGAUACAAAAAUAUUAAUAACAAGUGAUAUACUUAUAAUUAUUAAAUGAACUGUUGAUAUAUGAAAUAAUAUAAAAAAUUUAAUUUAUAAAUAAAAAUUUUUUAUUAGCAAACCGGUAUCUUCAAUAUAAAUAAUUACUGAUGUACAGGGGGGCGUUUUAAAUCUAGAUGUAUUGAGGUCCUCUUGCGAUAUGAGUUUAUAAUCGUCGAUUUCACACUUAUUAAAUAAAUCAAAUAAUAUUUACGAUAAUUUAUAAUUUAAAAAAAAUAUUACCAUGAAUUUUUUAAAAAUUAUAGAAAAGUGUUGCACUUACAGUUAUUGUGAAUUUUAUCAAUAAUUAAUAUUCUCUUUUAAUACCUAUUUCCUCUAUUAAAUAAAUUAUUAAAAUGGAAGGAGUUAAUGGACAACUGCAGACUAAGUAUCAAAAAGUUGUUGCUGAAUAUUCAAAGAUACGUGCUCAAGCUAGUGUUCUAAAAAAGGCUGUGAUUGAUGAACAGACACGAAAUAGUGAAUUAAAAGAACAAUUAAAGGAAAAAGAUGUAUCGUUAAGACGCGCAGAACAAGAAUUAGAUAGUUUAAUUUUUCGUAAUCAACAAUUAACUAAGAGAGUUACUGUUUUACAAGACGAACUUGAUAAAUCGCAAAAUAAAUCGAAAAAAGGUAAAAGUAAAUCAUCUGAAAAUAAAGAUCAACCACCGCCACCACCACCCAAUCAUGUUUAUGUAGAAGAAUUUAAAAAAAAAAUUGUUGAAAAUGCACAGCUUCAAUCAGUUAUUUCUGAUAAAGAUAACGAAAUUGACGAGCUCAGUGAUAGAAUAAAACAUCUUGAGUAUAAACUUGAUUUGUCGGAAAAAUCUCGAAUUGAAUUAGACAGUAAAUAUCAAGAUAAAAUAGACAAAUUAGAACGAGAUAAAAAUGAAUUAAUUAAAAAAUUAAAUGAUCGUCAAAAACACGAUGAAACAGUUUCGUGGUCUAGUAUUGAGGGGAAAUGGAGUUAUGAUUGUGAUUUAAAAACAACAAUAACAAAUCAUCGUCAAGUUGAUCAUUCACCUUUUUCAUCACCUUCUGUUUCUCGUCGAUCAUCUAAAUCAAUUGGUGAUAUAAGAUUACAAAAAACACCAGAUUAUCAAGAUGAUACCAACAAUGAAUUUGAAUACUCGAAAAUUUAUGACUUAGAAAAAGAAUUAAGUCAAUAUAAAAGUGAUUAUUAUAUAUUGAAAAAUAAAUAUGAUGAAUUACAGGAAAAAAAUAAUUAUAUUUUACAGCAAACUGAUUCUAAUAAUUUAGAGUCUGUAGAAAUUAAUAAUAUGAUUGGAAGUUUGAAAGCUCCAUUUGCAUUACCAGAUGAAAUUGAAGCACGUGAAGCUAAAAUAAAAGAUUAUUUCCAACGAGAAAUUGAUAAAUUGAUAACAGAAAAACAAAUUUAUCAUGCGAAAAAUCUUGCCAUUGCUGCCAGUAAUCAAGUGAUGAGUGUUCAUUUAGAUACUAGUGAGGAAAAACGUAAAAAAUGUGAAACUGCUUUAUUGGAAGCUUUGUCGAAUUGGACAAGUUCACAAGAAGAUAAAGAAGUUCAAGAAGGAAGUUACACAAGUCAACUCAGCACAAUGACUGAACAUCUUGCGAAUAUGAAUGAGAAGCUCAUUCAGCAAACUGAAGAAAUACAACAAUUGAAAUAUGAACUCAGCAAUAAAAAUGAAAAAAAAGGAAAGCAAAAAUAAUUAUAAUUAUCACUAUUAUAAAAGGAUGACAUUCCAUUAAUAAAAUUAUUUAAUAAUUAAUGUAAAUAUAUAUGAAAAUGCAUAACAAAAAAUGGAAAAAAUAAUCAAAUAACUGGGUAUUAAUUUUGUUAAUACGUUUUUUUAAUUGAUCGUUAAUUUAGUAUAUACAUUUUUAUUUUUAUUCUUACUAAAUAAAGGAUAAAUUGAAUUAUCAAUUAAAUAAUAAAGUAAUAUCAACAAUAAAUUAUA
Messenger RNA from Microplitis mediator, 2151 nucleotides. Its product is annotated as protein phosphatase 1 regulatory subunit 21. Gene Ontology annotation, cellular component: membrane; early endosome. Lineage: Eukaryota; Metazoa; Arthropoda; Insecta; Hymenoptera; Braconidae. The coding region runs from base 571 to 1902 and encodes 443 amino acids. The record is from RefSeq and is a predicted model, not a curated record. The transcript has 5 exons.